AUGUCAAAUAUCUUAUCUUUGAUAUUAUGUUCAGUGGUAAUGGCAUUUGGUACGUUUGGGGCUGGCAUAUUACCAUUAAAGCUCAAUCUUUCGUCCAACAAGAGGAAACUUGUAUCAAUGUUUAGUAUGGGCAUAUUAGCAGGUACUGCUAUGAUGAUGGUAAUACCUGAAGGAUUUGAAAUUUCACUAUCUAAAAACAAGGCACUGGAAACUUCGUCGUCUUAUUUAGGUCUUCCAUUAUUAACAGGUUUUAUGCUAAUGUAUAUCAUUGAUCAUGUGUCUGUUUUACUUUCCACCUCUAGUUGGAAAUUAGCCUCCGAUGAGAGAACAGCAGAUGAAACAGAUGCCGUCAAAGAUGUGUUUUUAUCUCUUUUACGGUCUCCUUUAACUUUCGGAUUGAGUCUCCAUGCUAUUGUCGACGGAAUUUCCUUAGGAACCUCUUUCUUGAAGAAAGAAUCUACGUUUGGGCUAAUCUUUUUCAUGACAAUAGUAUUGCAUAAGCUACCUACAUCAUUUAGUCUAGCUGCUAUCUUAUUGAAAGAAGGAAUAUCGAAUAAGAUCAUCAAAAUUCAUGUGCUUUUGUUUUCAUUAAUGACUCCUAUAAGUUCUAUUUCGAGCUAUAUAAUUCUUCAAAUUUUUACAUCAAAUGACGACAGCACUGUGGGAGCUCUUUUCCUAUUCAGUGGGGGUACUUUUCUCUACGCCGUAAUUCAUGUUAUGAUGGAAGUGUUGAAUUCCGAGAAUUCCAUAGUACCUCUGUCAAGUGAGAGUGACGAGACAUGGAACCCAGAAACAGGAGUGAAUACGAAAGAGCUAAUUAGCUCAUUUUGUGGAAUGCUAGUGCCCACAUUACUAAGUCUUGUGAGUGAGCACGAUAAAUAG
Messenger RNA from Priceomyces carsonii, 882 nucleotides. Its product is annotated as Mn(2+) transporter. NCBI's taxonomy places the organism in Eukaryota, Fungi, Ascomycota, Pichiomycetes, Serinales, Debaryomycetaceae. The transcript has a single exon. Gene Ontology annotation, biological process: zinc ion transport; transmembrane transport. The record is from RefSeq and is a predicted model, not a curated record. Gene Ontology annotation, molecular function: metal ion transmembrane transporter activity. Gene Ontology annotation, cellular component: membrane. The coding region runs from base 1 to 882 and encodes 293 amino acids.